Zingiber officinale is the source of this 2279-nucleotide messenger RNA. Its product is annotated as calmodulin-binding protein 60 B-like. Gene Ontology annotation, molecular function: DNA-binding transcription factor activity; sequence-specific DNA binding; calmodulin binding. Gene Ontology annotation, cellular component: nucleus. The transcript is spliced from 9 exons. The coding region runs from base 221 to 2044 and encodes 607 amino acids. The record is from RefSeq and is a predicted model, not a curated record. Gene Ontology annotation, biological process: regulation of salicylic acid biosynthetic process. NCBI's taxonomy places the organism in Eukaryota, Viridiplantae, Streptophyta, Magnoliopsida, Zingiberales, Zingiberaceae.
CGCCAAACACGAAGCUGCCGAGACAGGCUACACCAACUCCUCUCUUUUCCACUCUUGAGGCCUCUGCUUGUGCACUGCUCGGCUUCCCCUCCGCUUCUCUCGAUCACGAGAGAAGAACCAGCACAAAAAUCCAGAUUUUGCCUUCUUCUCCAGCUCGGGUAGUUGGAUCCGGAGAUUGGAGUGGUUAUCUACAGUUACGGUUUUCGGAAUCAUCCGGACAAUGAAGGAGAAGCGCGUGUUGGAGUCCGACGGCGGCGAUUUCUUGCAUUCAGAGCCUAAAAGGAAGAGGGCUCCUGCUCUUGCUAGUGUGGUUAUUGAAGCUCUGAAGGUAAACAGUUUGCAAAAACUUUGUUCUUCAUUGGAACCAAUCCUUCGAAGAAUUGUUAGUGAGGAAGUUGAACGAGCAUUGGUGAAACUUGGACCUGCGAGAAUUGGGGGCAGGACUUCUCCGAAACUCAUCGAAGGGCCCAGUGGAAGAAAGUUGCAGUUGCAUUUUAGAUCGACAUUGUCCCUGCCGCUUUUUACUGGUGGUAAAGUAGAAGGCGAACAAGGUGCUUCGAUUCACGUUGUUUUGCUAGAUGCAAGCACUGGUCAUAUUGUGACGUUGGGGCCUGAGUCAUCUGCAAAACUAGAUGUUGUUGUACUCGAGGGUGAUUUCAACAAUGAAGAUGAUGAUGACUGGACCAAAGAAGAGUUUGAAAGUCAUAUAGUCAAGGAGCGCGAAGGAAAAAGGCCACUUUUGACUGGAGAUUUACAGAUAUCGCUGAAGGAAGGUUUAGGAACACUCGGAGAGCUUACAUUCACGGAUAACUCUAGCUGGAUAAGAAGCAGGAAGUUCAGACUUGGGCUAAAAAUCUCUUCAGGUUUUUUGGAGGGUAUACGUAUUCGCGAGGCUAAAACUGAAGCAUUCGCAGUCAAAGAUCAUAGAGGAGAAUUAUACAAGAAACAUUAUCCUCCUUCAUGGAAGGAUGAUGUUUGGAGAUUGGAAAAGAUCGGCAAGGAUGGGUCAUUCCACAAGAAGUUGAACAAUAGUCAGAUCUUCACCGUCGAAGAUUUUCUUCGGCUUUAUGUCAGGGAUCCACAAAAAUUACGAAGUAUCCUUGGAGGCGGCAUGUCAAAUAAAAUGUGGGAAAGCCUGAUUGAGCACGCCAAAACCUGUCUCCUAAGUGGAAACUUUUAUGUUUACUAUUCUGAUGACACGAGAGAUAUCGGUGCAAUCUUCAAUCAUAUUUACGAGUUUAGUGGCUUGGUUGCCGGAGGGCAGUUCUGUUCAGCUGAAUCUUUGACGGAUAGUCAAAAGGUGUUUGCAGAUGCUCUUGUUAAAAGAGCAUACGAGAAUUGGUCCUAUGUAGUAGAAUACGACGGCAAAGCUCUUAUAGGCUCCAAGGCAAUCAAGAAGACAAUGACCACUCGCAGUGCUUCAGCAUAUGACCAACAAACCUCACAACAACAUUUGUCAAUUUCAGAACCUAAAAUCCAAACUUCGGUAGACGCUGGAUUAGCUGCUAGAGGAGAAACAAGUUAUAAUCGAUAUGAUAAUAAUCACCAAAUGACAUGCCAGUUGGAUUAUGAAACUAGUUUAUCCCAGCAAAAUCCCUUCAGUGGUUCUGCAAUAGUUCAGGAUUCUCAAAAUGAUUCCAUCGGUCUCGCCUUGGCCCCGCCACAAUAUUCAAACAUGGGAUUUCAACUGGAUGACUGGUCGUACCAACGACAGAGUAACGGUGCCACUGCCGAUGACUUCCUCACAGAGGAAGAGAUCCGCAUAAGGAGCCACGAGAUUCUGGAACAUGAAGAUAUGCAAUUGCUCCUCCUACAUCUGAGCACGGCAGGAGCUUCCAGUAACCUUCCAGAUGAUGGAUAUGGGUAUCUGCCAUACACGCCUUCUCCGAUCCCGACCUUCAACUUCAAUGAGGAGCAAACCCGCUCCUCAGGGAAAGCAGUUGUCGGGUGGCUCAAGAUCAAGGCAGCAAUGAGGUGGGGCAUAUUUAUCAGGAAACAGGUCUCCGAGAGAAGGAAAGCUCAGCUCGUCGAGCUAGAUGAUUAACGAUCCUAUAACGAUUAUGUUCAUACGACUGUGAGCCUCUUCCUAAGAAGAUAGACUUUGCUAGGAAGCAGUAGUUGCCUUGCCCAUGGAGUGUAGGAAUCUAGCAAAUAUUUUAUUGUUAAGAAUUGAUCUUCAGAUCUUUUGAUGACAAUACCUCAUGUAAUGAUCAUUUGCUCAUCAUCAAUCAUUGUAAUUGCUAUUGUAAUUUACCCUAACAAUAAAGUUUUUAUUUUAA